Molecule: messenger RNA, 3585 nt
Organism: Leptosia nina
Lineage: Eukaryota; Metazoa; Arthropoda; Insecta; Lepidoptera; Pieridae
Source: the annotation of a GenBank genome assembly
AUGGCGGAAAUAGUGUACCCGCAAGGCUGCCGCCCAAUAACCGAUGACCUAGGCUCUGAUGAACUUGUCCGAAGACUAAAGGCGUUAGCGCACACUUUGCAAGGUCUCGGUCAAGAUGAGGGAAUGUACCAGCAGUACAUCCCGCUUGCUAUCCACCUCGCCGACGAGUUCUUUCUCUCUCACCCCUCGCGCGAUGUGCAACUGCUCAUCGCUUGUUGCAUCGCCGAUGUGCUGCGGGUAUAUGCGCCUGAAGCGCCUUAUAAGGAUCAAGAGCAGGUUAAAACAAUAUUCCUGUUCCUGAUCAACCAGCUGCAAGGCCUCAAAGACCCAAAGGACCCUGCUUUCAAACGAUACUUCUAUCUGCUGGAGAAUCUUGCCUACGUCAAGUCGUUUAAUAUGUGCUUUGAGCUUGAAGACUGCCAGGAGAUAUUCUGCGCACUUUUUUCGCUAAUGUUUAAAAUCGUUAACUUAGAGCACUCGUCAAAAGUGAAAUCCUUCAUGCUGGACGUCCUCUGUCCUCUGAUCACGGAGUCUGAUGUAGUUUCAAACGAGCUCCUCAACGUGAUACUUAUUAACCUCGUGGACCCGAAUAAGAGAGACCACAAGUAUGCGUACGCGCUGGCCAAAGACCUGAUCACCAAGACGUGUGAUACGUUAGAGCCAUAUAUACAGGCGUUUUUCAACCACGUCAUAAUCUUGGGCAAAGAAGAAAAACAUCUUAUGAUAUUUUCAAAAGUGUACGAACUAAUCUACGAACUGAAUCAAUGCUGCCCAUCCUUGUUGCUGGCGGUACUUCCCCAGCUGGAAUGCAAACUGAAAUCAGCUCAAUUCCAAGAACGGCUCAGUGCAGUAGCUCUACUAGCUAGAAUGUUCUCCGAACCUGGCUCAGACCUCGCCAAACAAUAUCCGGCCUUAUGGCGGGCAUUCUUAGGUCGAUUUAACGAUAUCUCGGUCCCCAUAAGAAUCAAAUGCGUACAAUACUGUAUGCACUUUCUCGUACACCACCCGGACUUGCGCAAAGACAUAACGGAAACGUUGAAAAUGCGUCAACACGAUGCGCAUGAGCAGGUGAGAUACGAAGUGGUUAUGGCUAUUAUAGCGACGGCUCAACGAGACUUCGAAGCGGUUGCCGAGUCGGAGGAUCUACUCCAUUUUGUCAGAGAACGAACUCUGGAUAAAAAAUUCAAAAUACGCAAAGAGGCGAUGUCUGGUCUCGCCAUGAUAUAUAAGAAGUUCCUAACGGAGGACACCGUGCCACCGGCCACUGAGAAGGCGGUUCAGUGGAUCAAAGACAAGAUCCUCCAUGGCUAUUACAUGACAGCGCUCGAAGACAGACUCCUGGUAGAGAGACUGUUGAACACAUCACUGGUUCCGUACUCGCUUCCACCACAGAUAAGGAUGAAGAAGCUCUACUAUCUAAUGUCAAACGUGGGUGACAACGCAACGAAAGCGUUCAUCGAACUGCAGAAACAUCAGUUGGCUGUGCGCAGGACGGUCGCCGAAUGGAUAGAACUACACAGGAAGCCGCCGACGCCACAAGUGCAAAAGGAAAUGAUAACUAAGGUCCUGCACAUAAGCUCUAAAUUCCUGCCGGAGUCGGUGAAGGCGCAAGAGUUCCUCAACCAGUUUUCGGAGCACAUGAAGAAGGCGCCCGAGUUGCUGCAAGGGAUGGAGACCAUUUUGAAUCCGAAUGUCAGCUGUGAAGUCUGCAUACGCACUACUUCGAGUGUCCUAAAGAAACUAGGUCAACCAGUGAUGACAAACAUAUACUACAACACAGUGAAAAUGCUCUUGGAGAGAGUCAGUUCCGUGAUGGUGGAUCAUGAGUCUUUGCUCAUUCUGGUUGGAUAUGUGGAAGGUGCGGUCCGGGGCACUGACACCUCUAUAGCCGAAGAGUGUGGCAUAGACAUUAAAAAGGCAGCUGAACGCGGUCUAAAACUACUCGUGAUGCUGUCAUUUGUGUUUCCGGCUCAUUUCCUGCACGAGGACGUGUUGGAUAGGCUCACGUCGUUGUUGGAAUUGGACGACGAAAGCAUUGCACCGCACGUGCUGGCCGCUUUGACUUUCCUUGGGAAGUAUAGGCCCUUAGGUGAAGCCUGCCCAUCACUGUUCCCGAAAUUGACAACUUUGUGCAAGGCUUACGCUGAAGUUGGGACACCGAAACAGGCCAAAAAUGCUGUUAGAUGCCUUUUUGUUAACGUGCCCGAGCAAAGGUCACAAAUAUUCACAGAAAUACUGGAAACGUUGAAGACGACACUGAACCCACAGUCGGAGCACUAUAGGACGGCUAUCGUUACCCUGGGCCACAUCGCUCACAAUCUACCCGAUAACUUCCCGGUUCACAUCAAGAAUAUUGUAUCGAGGAAGAUAGUAAAAGAGCUUCUAGUCCGCGAAGGGGGUGGUGGGCUCAACGGCCCAUCAGGCGAUUGGUGUCACGAGGACGAUUUACCUGAGGAGACCCGCUGCAAGUUGGAAGGUCUCAAGUGCAUGGCCCGUUGGCUACUUGGCCUGAAGAAGGAUGAGUUGUCUGCACAGAAGACCUUCAGGAUGCUCAAUGCGUUUAUAGUACACAAGGGCGACUUAUUGCAGCAAAACCAACUAAGGAAGGCGGAGAUGGCGCACUUGAGGCUAGCGGCAGGCGCGGCCAUGCUGAAGAUCUGCGAACAGAAGGGCGUCGGAGACCAGUUCACAGCUGAGCAGUUUUACAACCUCUCACAUCUUAUGGUGGACGAGGUUAUAGAAGUCAGAGAAGCUUUCGCUGCAAAGUUACACAAAGGACUGUCAAAGGGUAUUCCAAACAAAUGUCUACCGCUGGACUUCAUGGGUAUGUACGCGUUGGCUGGACGCGAGCCGGACCGGCGCGUGCGCAGUCUCAUCCGACAGUAUAUGCUUGCUGACGUAGUACGUCGCCGGGAGUACGUGCGAAACAUCACUAUUGGUACUAAAGUGGAGCGGGCAGUGAGCCAGUUGCCCCACAUAAUGCCGGACUACAUGUUGGUGUUUGCGGUUCCAGUGCUCACACACGACCCUAUGUUUACAAGUUACGACAAUGUGGCACAGCUGAAGACGGUAAAACAGUGCCUGUGGUUCAUCCUGGAGCCGUUGAUAACGCGCAACGACUUCUAUUGCUACGGCUUUUACAAGACGAUUAUUGAGAAAAUGAAGCAGCACAAGGAUGCUCUCAACGAAACAGACGAAGCUGUUAAUUAUAAACUGUGGGCGACGUGCGAUCUAGCGAUGUCGGUGAUCUGGUCGCGGGCGACGUGCUCCGAGAUGCGGGAGUUCCCCACCGACGUGCGCAUACCCACCAUGUACUUUGCGGUCCAGGACGAGUACUUCGCCAACACUCGCGUCUUCCUACCGCCUGAGCUUCAGUUCCAACCAAAAAAGAUGCAGCCCGCGGAUAACACAAUGGGACAGCGGGGCAAGAAGCGCACUAGGAUCGUCCCGGAGAAGGAGAAAGAGAACGCUAACGAAUGCGAGCCCUCCGAAGCGUCAGACACACAAAUCAUAGUACCAGGACUUGAGCAACCGCCGGAGACGGAUCUAGAAGAACCUCAGGCGAAGAGGCCCAUGAGCGACUGA